Molecule: messenger RNA, 1260 nt
Organism: Gracilinanus agilis (Agile Gracile Mouse Opossum)
Lineage: Eukaryota; Metazoa; Chordata; Mammalia; Didelphimorphia; Didelphidae
Product: leukocyte immunoglobulin-like receptor subfamily B member 2
Exons: 10
Coding region: 1-1260 (419 amino acids)
Source: RefSeq, a predicted model, not a curated record
AUGAGCCCAACAAUCACAUUCCUAUUCGCCAUUGGGCUGCAUCUGGACAGGGUGAUUAGGGCACAGAUGGGCACUCUUACCAGGCCUAUCCUCUUGGCUGUCCCAAGUCCUCUGGUCUACUAUGGAGAAAAUGUGACCCUCAGAUGCCAGGGCCAAGAGGGCAGUGAUGGAUUCCAGCUAUGGAAGGAUGGAAAGUCCAUCGAAGACAGAAAUGCAUCCCAGAGGUUGACAGAGUUCAUACUCAAGAAUGUGGAUGAAAUGAUUGAAGAAGGAAGCUACAGCUGCCGCUACAGGCUGGGGACCUCAUGGUCAGAGCCCAGUAAACCCCUGUUCCUGGUUUUGGAUGGACUAUUUCCUAAACCCACUUUGUCGGCCAAGACUGACCCAGUGGUGGCUCCAGGGACCAACAUCACUCUCUUGUGCUCAAGACCCAAGCUGUCUUCUGUUAAAGAAUGGAUGUUCGCUCUGUGGAAGGUUGAAACUCAGCUCCCCUUACAGAAGCAGCUCUCAGCAGAGUCCCAGACUGGCUUCCUCCUCUCUUCUGUGAGUCCCGAGGAUACUGGGAACUAUAGCUGUACAUAUAGGGAACAGAGUGCUUCUACUAGAGGGUCAAAGAUGAGCGAUGCCCUGGAGUUGCUGGUGCCAGAUUCAUUCCCCAAGGCUUCCCUCUCAGUCUGGCCUGGCUCAGAGGUGGCCUCAGGAACCAACGUGACCCUCCUGUGUCACGGACCCUCUUGGAGUACUGGGUUUCUUCUGUACAAGGAGGGAGAUGACAAAAUACUGCAAGGCACAGAGAUCAUUCAAGAUGGAGCCCAGUUCUUCUUGACUCAUGUGACCCCCAAGCACUCUGGCAUUUACAGUUGCAGCUACCAGCCCAGGACCAAUGGCAGUCUCUGGACACAGCACAGUGACCCUCUGGAGCUAAUUGUGAGAGGGCCCAGAAGCACCCUCAUCAUCACCCUCAGCUGUGUCUCCAUCCUCCUCCUCUGUGUUGCCCUGUUGGCAUUCCUCUGCCAUGCAUCCAGCCCCAUGGGAGCCUUUCUGGGAGACAGUCCUAGGAGGUGCCUCUGCUGCCCUUGUCUUCCCCAGACAGUAUCCCCAUCUCAUCACCUUGAUGCCCCAAGAAAGGAAACCCUAUACACAGAAGUGGCCAACGAAAGACCAAGGGAAAGAAUGGUUGCCAUAGCUGAAGACCCCCUAGGAGUGACUUAUACUCAACUGAACAUAAGAACUCUGAAAAAGAAGCAAACACACUCUUAG